GAUGUACCGGAACCCUUCCACGGUAUCGAGGUCGAUCAACGGACAAUGGCAGUGCGAUUGCCUCAUCUUGACGUCACCGAUGAUGUCGACCCAGCAUUGUCUCAACACAUCCCAGCACGUACAUAAGCAUCAGAUCGAGCUGUGGACCCCACAUUAUAACCUCAGAUCCAAACAUCCCAUUUUAAAUAACACAGUAGCCGAGUCAUCAUGAGCAGCACACAACCUCCUUAUUCUUCCACCUUCGGGCAGCCCAACCAGAAUCCCAGCGCAACCACUGCGACCGGCAUCACCAGCACCGGCCAGCCAAAUACCGGCCCUGCACGCACCACCGCGGGACCACAUCAGUCGGAUCUCGCCAACAAGGCCGAUCCCCGUGUGGACAGUGAUCUGAACAAUCGCGCUCAGUACGCCCCCGGCACCACCACCACCGGAAACGUGCACCCCCAGGCUACCCAGGGCGUAUCCAAUCCCCAGAGCUCUACCGCUGGCCCGCACAAGUCUUCUAUCCUUAACAAGCUAGACCCUCGUGUCAACAGCAAGACCGGCGAGAUGUCGUCCAAGUCCACCAACCAGGCCGGCACCGGAGCCAUGCGCGAGCCGACCGAUACGACCGGAGCCGCUUAUCAACAACCUACCACCGCGGGCACCGGCGCGGCUGGCUACAACACCACCCCCGUCUCCGGAUCGCAAACCACCAGCGGAGUCGGAUAUCAGCCUACUGCAUCAUCCGGCAGCACUUAUACGACUCCAGGAACCGGCUCCAAGUCCGCCCAAGCAGGAGAAAGUUUCGGCCAAGGGGUGAAGUCAGCGGCGGCGGGGAUUCACGGAGCGGGGGAAUCGCUGCGAGGCGGGCUGAACGCGGCCGUCGACAAGGCGUUUGGACACGAUGAAGGGGUGGCCAGAAACGCGGCCAUUGCUCAAGGAGGAGAGCAGGAGAUUCAGUCGGGGAACUUUAGGACGCAGCGGUGAUAUUUUUAUUAUGAACCAGCUUUGAUGAUAUGAGUAUGAGUCACGCUAGUAGUUAAUGGAUCUUUGCUUAU
Molecule: messenger RNA, 1040 nt
Organism: Aspergillus ibericus CBS 121593
Lineage: Eukaryota; Fungi; Ascomycota; Eurotiomycetes; Eurotiales; Aspergillaceae
Gene: dprC
Product: protein dprC
Exons: 2
Coding region: 208-969 (253 amino acids)
Source: RefSeq, a predicted model, not a curated record